AUGACCGCCGAUAAUCGCAAAGUAUUUGAAAUGCUUGGACAACUACCACGAUUGACAUCACUCGACAUAACAAGUGUCCGAAUCAACAGAAUCAAAGAGUUAACACAUAUCAUACCGAGUACCAUUCGGAGAUUGAAAUUGCCGCAAUUCAUAAGUAAUAACAGCGAUAUCCUUUCUAUUGGCAGUGAGAUUAGUACAUUUGGCAUAUCAGAACUCAUGUUGGAACAAAUGAAAGUAAUCAGUGACCAACUCAAGAAUAUCACCAAGUUUAUAGUAAGAGAUAUACAAUCGAUGGAUGUUAAAGAACAACUGACCAAACUGUUGUGUUCACCUGAAUGUAAAAUAAAUACAUUCUAUUCAAAUAACUGUAGUGAUUGGGUCAAGAAAAUGCUCAUCACCAAUAGAACGAUAGAAACACUAGACAUCGGUGAGGAUUUGGAGGCAACAUACAAGGUAGCUAUGAUUUCACCGGGAGUCAAACGAAUCAUCUUCCACAGCUAUGGAUAUCAAUCAAUGAAUUACACAAAGACAGAGAGUCCAACUGGCUAUAUUCUCAUCAAGUCGAAAUAUCAGUACAUUGAUGUUAGUAUGGGUAGAAUAGCAACCUAUGCCAAAAAAAUGUACGAUGUCUCAGACAAUACCGAUGACAAUCUAGUAAUCGAAGCAACUCAUCCAAAUCUAAAGUUUUUAUAUUAUACUAAGCUGACCAUACUUAAGAAAGAUUUUAAAUGA
Molecule: messenger RNA, 732 nt
Organism: Heterostelium album PN500
Lineage: Eukaryota; Evosea; Eumycetozoa; Acytosteliales; Acytosteliaceae
Exons: 2
Coding region: 1-732 (243 amino acids)
Source: RefSeq, a predicted model, not a curated record